Molecule: messenger RNA, 3488 nt
Organism: Rhea pennata
Lineage: Eukaryota; Metazoa; Chordata; Aves; Rheiformes; Rheidae
Gene: NOL12
Product: nucleolar protein 12
Exons: 6
Coding region: 1-657 (218 amino acids)
Cellular component (GO): nucleolus
Molecular function (GO): rRNA binding
Source: RefSeq, a predicted model, not a curated record
AUGGGCCGCAGGAAGAAGAAGCAGGGGGCGAGCGGCGCGGCGGCGGCGCGGCUGGUGGUGACUUUCGAUGAGGAGCGGCGGAGGGAGUACCUGACCGGCUUCCACAAGCGGAAGGUGGAGCGGCGGAAGGUGGCCCUGGAGGAGAUCAGGCGCAAGCUGAAGGAAGAGCAGAAGAAGAUGAAGGAGGAGAGGCACAAGGAGUACCUGAAGAUGCUGAGCGAGAGAGAAGAGGCGCUUGAUGAGGUUGAUGAACUGGACCACUUGGUGACGUCACGGACGGAGUCUGUGAACAUUGACCACCCAAACCACAUUGUAACAGUGACCACCAUCAGUGACUUGGAUCUUUCGGGUGCACGCCAGCUGGGACUGAUCACCCCUGAGACAGGAAAAAGUAUCGGAUCAGAAGAAAAGAAGGGGGAAGAGGUGGUGAACAAGCCCACAAGAGCAGUUCCCAAAAAGUCCAGAAAUCCCUUCCUGUCUGAAAAGAUAUCAUCACUCACUGCCUCACUGCACAUGCACAGCCAGAAAAAGACAAGAGGAAAGCGACUCAAACGUGGGCAAGGCCCACGCAAGAAAAUCCAGAAAGCCAGUACAGGGCGAACCACUAAGACUCAGCGCCGGAGACUGACUGGCAGAACAGGACGUGACCAAGAUUAGGGGAACAACUGGUGCUUGGACCAGCAGUUGGGACAGCUUCUGCAUCUGGUCUACAGCUCCUUGCAGCCCAUUUGUCAUGAGCAAAGGCCUUGUUUACUUGACUUUCUGACAGCGAUGAGUCCAGCUUAGCUGUCCUCUCACCUCCUUGUCUGAGCACUGGCCAGAGUCACUGGACACUUUUCCCAUUUGUUUCUGCAGUGAUCUACAACUAAGAGUUUGGAUGCUGUGGAAACUGUCAGAACUUCAUAGCCUGACCCUCAACAGGACUCAGUAAGAUUCUCUAUUUAGCAUAAAACCCUCCUGUCCCUGGACCUUCCAUUAGAGAGCUGACUUGGCUUUAUUAAAGGAGAGGAUCUAGGGUUGAGUGCAACAGACAAAUCAUUAGAGAGAGUUAUGGGGCUAGGAAGAGUUCUGCUUCCACUUGUACACAGUGCCUUGGUGUUUCAUGGAGGCAUGGUUUCAUCUUGUCUCACUUCUUUUCCGGGGCCACAACAGGUGCUUGCAUUUUUUUUUAUCCCAGGUGAGAUUUGCUGACUUUGAGUAAAUUUUUAUAUAGUCUUUUUGCAAAGAGGGGGGGAAAAUGUGAUUUAUCUGGAGUGGAACAGCAACAGUGCUAAUGCCAGUAUCAGUGAGGAAGAGGGGAGAUCAUUCCUGUUGCUUAAAGGAUCUUGAAAUCCACUGGUGCUCAGGAAAGAAAAAAAACUAGGAGCUAUUUCUGUGGUAUACAGAACUAGCCAGAGCAGGAAUGGCUCAUUUCUUUGUCUGCUGAGUGAGCUGAUCUUAAUUCCAGUAGCUUGGAGUAUAAAAUGCUUUGAUGCCCUUGCUAUACAUGUGUGGCCCUCUCCAUGAUGGGAAUGCCAGAGGCUGCCUUUCACCUCUGGGCUAUUGCAGUGGUGAGCAGUUGCCUUUCUUCUUGGAACCUCAGUACUUGUGUUUUAGCAUGAAUGCUUCCAGCAGGAAAGAACUGCUUGCAUAGCUGGAGCUGAGGAAUGCCAGUGGCAAAACUGGGAGUGAAUUCUCUAAGGAAGCUAGGAGACGGAGCCUAGGCAGCACGCUGAUCUGUUCUCUGGAGUAUCUGUCAGAAAUGGUGUCCAUUAUGCAUGUCAGCUCUUCACUCAGCCAUCUUCCCUGGACUUGGCCUCCUCACUUGCCGCAUGUAAACUGCGGAAGAAAAUGACAAAGGGAAAUUGCACACCAGAAAUUUGGAAGCCUGGCACUGAGCAAGUGAGUAGAUUUCCCCAUGCCUGAAACUGUGAGGGAGAGCAACCAGUGCCUGAGGCUUCAUGGAGGAACUUUGGAACAGUGAUGAUGACCAGCAGCCUCUAAAGCAAAUGGUGUGUAAUGGCAUCAGCCUGACGUGCCCUUUCCUCUCUGUGUUUUGGGAGGGGAGGUAUGAUCUCAAUCCUGGUUCAGCAGCUACGCAGUUUAUAGUAGAGCAUCUUCCUCUGGAGGGAGCUAUAUGGUGCACAAGUAUUUGCAGUAAGGAAUGAGGCACUGGGGUAUUUUCUGGCCUUACUUCAUCAUCAGGAAAAAAAGUAAAUGGCAGGGAAGGAGAUCCUGUUACCCCAUGUGGUGCCCAGGUACUUGGACUCCACACAUCCCAGCCUGGUCUGAGACUUGGCACACUCAGUCACUAAUCCAGAACAGCCUUGGUCACAUCAUGGGUGUGCAGUAUGUGUGGUUUCCUUACCUCCAAAGUAGGUGCAAUGGUUUCUCCUGCCCUGUCUAUAAGAGUGCCCACUCCAGGAGGCUAACAGGGUUUAAUGUGCUACCUUACCAGUUUUCCUGGCUUCUCUUAGAGCCCUUCAAAGUUGCAGUAACACAACUUAAGGGCAAAGCUGAAAGUGUCUCAUACCAGAAUUGAAUCUCAUCCUAGGUGCAUGUCCAGGAGAUGCCAUAUACACAGAAUGCAAAGCAUGUCUCAUCCUGAUUUGGAAAUUAUGUGCUAUAGGGCUAUUCUCAGGUUGUUGGGUUUUAGAGGGAGAGAAAGAGUAAUACACAAUACACAAUUUUGGAGUAAUACACAAUGCAAAGGGGACUCUGGCUCAAAGCUGGAGGACAGUGUGUGCACAUGCUCACUUGGAGAAGACUAUGUUGUUAGUUUUAAUGGACAAUAUAAAGAAACUGCAGAGGCAGGUCUGGGGGAAUGAGUAGUAAUGAAGAUGGGACAUUUUGGGGUCAGUUCACCACUAGGAUAUACAGCAACUUUUCUUUCUUCCCCAGACAUUGUGCCUUAGGGAGUGACAGUAGGAGACUGUGACUUACAUUUACUCUUGCCCCAGGAGUUUGCUGUAGAACUGGAAUGACCAUUUUCAAGGAAGAUCAUAAUUCGUGUAUUUUUCACAACUGUAAAAUCUGCUGAAAGGUGGAGUGUGAACUUGGAGUUGGGUGCCUUCCUGAGCCUGUAGAAGGCCUGAAAUGGUAGUUGGAGACUGCACUGAUUUACCUCAUUAUAAUCUUGAAGGGAUGUUAAGGCUGACCUCAACAGCACUUCAGUGUUGACAUUUGUUAUUUUGCUGCCAAUUGAUUUAGAAGAAUCACUCUUCUAAUUUACUUUUCCCUGGCCCUAAUAGCUUCUGAGUCUUUCUCAAGUGUCACUUAAAAUCUCCAAAAGGCUCUCUUCCAUACUCUUAAAACUCCUAGUCUCUGCUGGAAGUUGUGUUUGUCACGUUUAAGAAGAGAGGAGAGAGUGGGAGGAGGGAGGAAAAAAAGGCAUACGGAAAAACUGAAAUUGGAACUGUUAAAUGCUAUUUGGAGCUAACAAUCAGUAUUGCUCACCCUGUUAUCGAUUUCUCCAUUUGAUUGAUUAAAGCUUUAUUUUGUAACAUAAA